GGGGACUGUGUCGUGGAUCAGAUCCGCCUCCUCACCGCUCUGACCGUCUUCCUGCUCUCGGCGGGUCCUGACGUCUGCACUGUGGAGCCUCUGCACGCGCUCAGUCUGCAGCGCUUCACCACCUGUAUGGACGCCAAAGACCCUGUGGUCGUGAGUCGGUGUUUUCAGCUGCUGACGUCCGUGUUCCAGGCUCAGCCGGGUGUAGCCGUCCCGUACAUCCAGGCCCUCGGUCCGCCGCUGGUUCGAUUCCUCCAGAGGGUGGAGAGAAGUCGACCUCAGAGUCCAGAGGAGCUGCUCGGAGUCCUGGAGGGAGUUCGAGCCAUGGAGGCUCUGGUCCAGGCUGCGGAUGAGUCACAGCGCCCUCAGCUGGUGGCCAUCUUGCUGCCGCUCCUCAUCUCCUUCCUGUUGGACGAGAACGCCCUCGGCUCGGCCCCCGCAGCCUCGCGGUCUCUCCACGAGGCGGCGCUCAAGGACCUGAUGCGCCUCGGCCCCCAGCACUCCGUCGUCUUCAGGUCUCUCAUCGCGUCGUCUCCUCACCUCAAGUCCCGCCUGGAAGCUGCUGUCAAAGGAAACCAGGAGAGUGUCAACGCUAAAGCUAGCAACGCUAACCCCGCCGCCAAGUCCUCCCCCAGCAUCACUCUGAAAACCAACUUCCUGUGAGGUCGCCCUCCGGAGCCUCGUGUCCCUGAGCUCACCUGUUGCUGCGUUUGCUGUUGACUGGUUCUGUUGGAGAGUCUGACGAGCAGCACGAGGGAGCGAGGGACACACACAUCACCUGCUCCUGGAGAGCUGCUUUGUUUUAUCCCGUCACAUUCCAUAACUUUACCUCCAGAGGUUUUCAGUCUGCGAGUGAGCAGCCGCAGAAAUACAAUAUAUAUAUAAUACAAACACAUUCAAACAGAGCUGGAGCAGUGACUCAGUUAUAGAAGAGGGAUGAAAUAUCAUUCUCAGUCGUCACGUCUGUAUUUGACAGUUUCAGAAAGCACCUCGCUGCUGCUGCUCGCUCAUUUUCUUAAUUAGUUUCCAAACUAAGUUCCUGAUUGGAACAGAAUCGUCUGAGUCGUGUCGGUGUCUCACUCGUUUUCUUUUUUCGACAGGACGUAAACUCUGAGGCUCGCUUCUUUUAAACAAUCAAAAAAAAAAACCUUGAAACAAACAAAACUAUCCAUCGCUCGUCCGUGUGUCGAGGAGACUUUUAUUUUGUAUUUGGACGACAAAUCCCCCGAGAACGUGAAGACUUGAUGCUGUGGGAGCCUGAAGAGACAGAAAAGCCUCGAUCAGCACUUUAGAUUAACACUACAUCGUCGUCAUAGCGACACAUUUUAGAUCCACGGCUGGUUUAAAUAAUUUAACUGGUUCUGACUUUUAUCAGCUCAGUGUGAAGAUUCAUAGAAAAGAGUUGAAGGUGCUUUAUGUGACUUUUCACGAUCACUACAUCGAUGACGUUAGCACGAGCAGCUGUUAGUUCGUUCACUCUCAACGUUAACUCGUCUUCUCCUCUUUGAUUUACUGACGUUAGCCCGCGGCCUCGUCCGCCUGCUGCUCAGAGGAUGAGUCAUAAACUCUGGUUUUUAAAAUGGCUGAAGCUGUUGGUGUCAAACAGAAGCAGAGAAACUGACACGGCUCCUUUCAAACACAGUAUGCUAACUUUACCUAACCGAGAUUCACCUGCAAUAAUGAUUGAACCAGGUGAGCGUCAGUCUUCCUGCUACACGCACACGCACACACGCACGCACAUACACACACACGAGCUCACCUGGUCGUCUGAACAGCCGUGAAUGUGUUAACAUGUUAUUUUCUAACGACAGCGAGUGAAUAAAACUUGUUUUUAUUUUAA
This is a messenger RNA of Paralichthys olivaceus (Japanese flounder), 1837 nucleotides long. The record is from RefSeq and is a predicted model, not a curated record. NCBI's taxonomy places the organism in Eukaryota, Metazoa, Chordata, Actinopteri, Pleuronectiformes, Paralichthyidae.